Messenger RNA from Papilio xuthus (Asian swallowtail), 2485 nucleotides. It is a transcript of the gene dmpd, whose product is annotated as F-box protein dampened. Bases 263 to 1765 code for a protein of 500 amino acids. The transcript has 8 exons. Gene Ontology annotation, cellular component: nucleus. Gene Ontology annotation, molecular function: transcription coactivator activity; protein binding. Gene Ontology annotation, biological process: positive regulation of DNA-templated transcription. The record is from RefSeq and is a predicted model, not a curated record. NCBI's taxonomy places the organism in Eukaryota, Metazoa, Arthropoda, Insecta, Lepidoptera, Papilionidae.
GUAAAACGGUAGUCGUAAGUCUGAACGUUUUCUUUUUCUCUCCGUCUCCAACAAACAAAAAAAUACUUUUUGUGCAAGCUAAGCGCUCUAGUGGCUAUUGCGUCUUAACAUUUAAAUUUGCUUGAAAACCAAAGAUAAAACAUAUAAUUAAUAAAUAAAACAUGUGCAUGAACUCUUGAGUGAGUGAUUUAUUUGAGUUAAAAUUGUUUGUCGGAUCAUGAUGUCUAUAAUCGUAGAAGUAAUAGAAAAAUAACUGACCACAAUGGUUUCGACGAGGCAAAUGAGUAGUAUAGGCAGCAGCAAUGGUGGCGGCGAUGGGUCAGGACCAUCUCACGCGGAACCGGUGACGGUGGCCCGUGUGACACGGCACUCGAGCGCCUUGCUCCCCGGGGGCUCCUCUCCGCAUGCCGGUUCUUCUAAAAAUACAUUGGCACCGCCACCCAAAGUAUUUACCACUAAUUUCCUUGAUAUGCCUACUGAAGUCGUGGAAAAGAUUUUUCGCAUUUUGGGAUUCAAAGCAGUCGCGCAACUGAGAUUGGUCAAUAGGCAGUUCAAUACAAUUUGCAGUGGUUUAUUAAAUUCAACAUUCCAACGUCUACAAAAUCAGAUGCUGCAUAGAUUUCAGUCGAUAAAAGCUAAAAUGCCCCGAAGGGAGUCAGCCCGUCGAAGCCAUCCAUUAGCAUGUGAAUCAGAUAUCAUUGAAACAUUACAUAUGAGAUUAAGUCUAUUGCAAAUGACUUUUGGGAAGCAUAUUGAAAGAAAACACUGCUGUUUUUUUCCUGGAGAGAUACUGGAUGAAGUGUAUGGCAUUCUAUCAUAUUUAAAAACGGCAACUAAGUUGGCGAGGCCUUAUAAAGUAACGGAUGAGCUGUUUGAUUUAACUACAAUGGCAAUGGAAUAUUUUAAAGAGCACAUUGAACCUAAUUUGCCUGAAAUUACGUACUUUGGUACUGAUUUCUUUGAUAUUACUAAUGCAUUUUCACCUGGUGAGAGUAGCAAGUCGUAUUUAUGCCUGGACUCGCCGCCGCCGAGCGGGUUCGAGUCGCGGUCAGCGGCGCCGGGCGGCAGUAGUGCGGGCGACCGCGACACCUCCGUCAUGAACCCCUACCUGGAGGAGAGUCUGCCGCCUUCGCCACCACCGCCGCAGAGCAACAUGGUGCUCCGGAAACGGAUACAUCGCAUCAAACAGGGCAUGAAGAAGUACAAUGACCAGCUGUCGGCAUUGCGCACGGACCUGCGCAGCUGCAAGCGCAAGACCGCCCUCCAGCAGAAGCAGAUUGCUGAGCAACAGAAACAGAUCGCGGAGCAGCAGAAGCAGACGUUGGAAUACGCUAACCGCCUUGACGACUAUGACAAGAAAAAUGAAGAGACAAGUCGGAAGUUCCAGACUUUGUUGCAGGAGUUAAAUAAAUGCAAGACGGAGCUGCAGUACUGGCGGUCGCGGUCUCCGGCCGUGCCGCCGCUGUGCGCCGAGUGCGGAGCUUCGCUGCGGCUCUCGCCCGCCGCGUUAGACCAGUGGGCCGCCGCGGAGACGGAAACAAAUGAGACGGCAACAGCGGGAGGCAGCAAAGACGCGGCGGUUACACCGGCGGUUACCGAGCCCGAACCUGUCACCGAGAUCCCCUUGAAGAACGAGCAUAAAUCUGAAGCCAGCAGCGGAGAGGAGAGCACCAACACUCCGCCCACACGCAGGAGGGCUUCUGCAGACGCCACCGCCACUCCCGACCGCAAGAAACGUCGUCUUACCCGCCCCAGGAAACUUUAAACAGAGGUAAUUUACACCCGUACAUAUGCAACCUAUAGAUACCUAAUCCGGAGUAUAAAAGUCAGGCAAAAAGAAGGCCUACGGAGACCUUUUAUUCAGAUAAAUUUGGGAAAGCAACUCCUGGUUAGACAUCAAACUUGUAUGAAAUACACCAUCUUUAGGUUAUAUAUGUAUGCUUGCUCCGGUAUACUGCUGUUUUGAUCACCUUGUAUACCAAUACUUUACAGCGAUUUUGGCUACACAUGUGGAAAAGUUAUUUCCAUACCAAUUUAUAAAGUGGUAUAACAUUUUACCCUUUGACUUUGUUUGCGUCAACAAUUCAUGCAUAAUAUAUUUAAAUAAAUAUGUAUUAUGAACAAUUGCAAAAAACAAUGUUUUAGUUUUAAAGUAAAUCAUCUUUUAUACAUAAUUGGCCUGAUAAAUAAAUGGAAUGUAUCAGUAGAUCCCAUUCUAUCCAAUUGGAAAAUUGUGAUUUUGUCUGUUUUACAAUUAAGUAUAAUUUGCUACAUCAAAUUCAAGGUUUCACCACAAAUUCAUGUACUAUCUUGGCUCCAACUAUCAGGAUAUUUUUUUUAUCUAAUAACGGUUAUCUUUUUAUACAGUUUGCUUUCAUAACUCCUAAAUAAUAGAUUGCUACAUUGUUUUUUGUGAAACUGUUUUCUUUUGCAGUUAAAAAAAAAUUUAAGAUGAUGGAUAGAAUAUUAACUUUUAUGAGUUUUU